AGACAAUGUAGAGACACGGCAUCCAGACACCAUUAACUCAGCAGUCUUAAUUCUUAAUCUUAAUUCUUCUGCAGGACUCCAAGUUUGUCAUCCAGGUUUUUAAUUUUCAAUUAUGGGUUAUUUUUUUCCCUCCAUCAUCACAGACUGAAAACAAUGACUUUGGAAGCGCACUGUGAGAACUUAUGUUUGUUUCAGAAGACGUUUUGGCUUCAAAUGUUUUGUUUUUUCUCGUACUCUUACUGAUAACCUCUUAGGAUAACCUGAGUCUUUUUAUUUAUUGAUCCCUUUUUCCUGGAGUAUCAUCCAUUUUUGUUUGGACUCCUUUAAACUGCAUUCAGCGAUGCUGACUGAGCUGAACUUCGGAGGUAUGUCUGUGGGGUCAGAUGUCUGCGAUCUGACCCUCUUGCCUCCAGCACCCCCUGUGCCAUCUCUACCAGGAGCUGGAGGGAUACCUGUUGGCGGCGGCCAAUGGACCCAGCUGCUUGACCUUCACCCUGGCUCUCCCUACAGCACCCUGAACUCCCACCACUCCCUGAUAAAGCAGGAGCCCAGCUGGGGGGCCGCUGACCUAAAUGAGGACCCGCACUGUGGACACGGGGCCUUUACCGUUCACUUUUCCGGCCAGUUCACAGGCUCGGGCCCUUGUCGGGUCGGCACCUUUGGGGAGACACCCGCGACUCAAAGGAUGUUUCCCACUGGGGCCUACCUGCCCGGCUGUGUGGACAGCCCACCUCCGACCAGGAAUCAGGGUUAUGGAGCAGUUGGUUUAGACAGCAACCCCAGUUACGGUCACACACCCUCCCACCACACUCCCCAGCUCUCCAGCCUGUCCUUCAAACACGAGGACACGCUGUCACCGCCGAACAGCAUAGUUGACCAGCAGUAUUCCACACCAAAUCCCAUGUUUGGCUGCCACAGCCCUCCAGAAUCCUGUCCAAGCAAUCAAGCUCUGCUGCUGAGAAACUACAACAGUGAUAACCUGUACCAAAUGGCAUCUCAGCUGGAAUGCGUCACAUGGAACCAAAUGAACACACUGACAUCAACAAUGAAGAGCAGUCAUGCGAUGAAUUAUGACAGUGACCCGCCACCUCCAGCCCCGCCCAUGCUCGUCAGCGCCCAGUACCACAUUCACACACAUGGCGUUUUCAAAGGACUCCAGGAUGUCAGACGGGUACCCGGUAUUGCUCCUCCAGCAGCAAAGUCUGCAGAGGCCAACGAGAAGCGCCCUUUUGUGUGCACUCAUCCCGGCUGCAACAAGAGAUACUUCAAGCAGUCGCAUCUGCAGAUGCAUGGCCGAAAACAUUCAGGAGAAAGGCCUUACCGGUGUGAUUUCACGGAUUGUGGCCGCAGGUUCUCUCGCUCAGAUCAGUUAAAGAGGCACCAACGCAGACACACAGGAGUGAAGCCCUUUGAGUGUGAGACCUGUCAGAGAAAGUUCUCACGGUCAGAUCACCUUAAGACACACACUCGGACUCAUACAGGUAAAACAAGUGAGAAGCCCUUUACUUGCCGCUGGCCCAACUGUCAGAAGAAGUUUGCCCGCUCUGACGAGCUGGUGCGCCACAACACCAUGCACCAGAGAAACCUGACCAAGCUGCAGCCUGCCAUCUGAGCAGCGAGAGGCUGGGGAGUAACAUGAAGAAGAAGGUGACAAUAUGUUGUACCGGCUCACAGAGAAACAUGCCUGGAGCCUGGUCAGCAGUUUAGGGUGGCCUGCCAGACUUGCUGAAGCGGCGAGCACAGCUGACGGCGGCAUCAGUCAGACAUCUGAUGCCAGAAGAACAGACUGACUAAAAUCAUCAGGAUACUCCUCAACCGCUGCUCGUUAAGGUUAUAUCACAUUAAAUCUCAGACCUUGAGAGGACAGAGUGCCACACAAAUUCUGAGCCAAGAAUAUGUUUUGCUGUUUAUGGGCGAUGAGGAAAACAUUAAUACACUAUUCUAUUGUUAUGUACUUGCACUGUUUUAUUUUUGUUUGAUUUUUGUCUGACUUUGAAAAUGUUAUGGAUUUUGCAUUAGGAUCACGAAAACGGACUCUUAUUCCCACUUUUUCGUCUGCAUUUUUAUAUGCCUUAAAGUAGGUAUUACUCACCAAAGUGCUUUGUAUAUAUCGUAUGUGGUGCCUUUUUGUAUAACACUCCAGACAUUCCUUAGGCAUUAUCUGUGCUGUUUCAUAAAACUGAUUUGACAUCAGUGUUCUGUGUGAAAGACUGCGUGUGAAAGACACAGAGUACUGGGUGUUGUCAGAAUAAGAGAGGCCACCUAUGAGCAGUGUUGGUGUGUGUUGGCGGUGAAAGACAGUAAAAUGGUGCCCCCCUGUGACUCUGACAAGAUGCAGGUCUGACCCUCUUAAAUCUCUGACACACAUCUUCAUAACCAGUAACAUCUGUGGCCCAUUAAAUCUCAUUAGAGAACAUAAAGGUAUGGUUUAGGUCUACUAGACUUAAGCUAAACCCCCCAUCUGCACAAGAAAAUCAUCAUAAUCAGGACGGGUCCAUCUCAAUAAAUUAUAUCAUUGAACAGUGAAUUUAUUUCAGGAAUUCAAUUCAAAAUCAGAAACUCAUAUAUAUAUAAUAAUGUUAGGUGCUUAUUUUUUCCUCGUUAAGAUUUUGGCUCCCAGCUAAUGAAACACUUUGUUAUAGCAAAAUUUCACUAUGACAUGAAACCAAAUAAAACACAUACAUAAAAUAAAAUUAAAGACGGUUGUUAUAGAAGAUAGCUGGUCAGACAGUUCCCUAUCCAAGUAUAUCAAUGGAAAGUUAAGUGGAAGGAAAGAGUGCGCUAGAAAACAGCAACUUUGAAUCGAGUGUAAAUCAAAAUCCAGUGAAGGGCUGGCUAUGGGGAAAUUCAGAAGAUGUGGACAGCAGUUUGAGGUAAGGACACGGGCUACAACAGACACGUUCCUUGUGCUGAACCUCUUCUAAACUCAAGUUACUUUGGCACAGAACAAUUUCCUUCCUGCAAUGCCACAUUGAUGUGCUGUUUAGGUGAGGGAGCCCCAACCAAGUACAGAGUACAUGUACAUAGAUACACUCGUCAGUACGCUGCUGAAAUUUCUAUCAUAAAAAGCUUGUAAUUGGUCUUUUUAAAUAUGACUUUCUGAAAAUGAUUUUGGGGUUUUAUGAGCUGCAGGCCAUAAUGAUCAAACUUACCAGGAAUAAAUACUUAAAAUAUAUCGCAAUCACAACAGACUUUUCUAUUUUGAGUAAAAAUACCAUCAAAAUAAACUUUUAGAUGAUAUUCUAACUUUUUGACAAAAUAAAUUUGUCAAAACUGUAUUUUGUCAAGCUCAUUUGAAGAACAAAUAAGCGUGUCCUUCAAGCUGAUCUGUCCACUGCUUGAUUUCUAUCACAUUUGAGCCACAUGGUGGCAGUGUCAGCAUGUUCAGUCCAAAUGGGAUUUACUUCAGACUUCAGACUGCAUAUGUCCGCUCUGCUCUAGGCCUUCUUAGUACUAAAAAAUCCACAACAGUUUUGGUGAUGUCAGUGAAAGGGAGAAACAAGGGGGCCCAUUCAUAGUGAGCCUGGCAUCAUUAAAUAUACAUGUUGUGGAUGGAGUUGUGUGUCAGCUUGUGUGCAAGAGAUGAGAUGAUUCAGCCACAGCAGGUUUGUUAAUAAAACAUGACUGAAUGUGGGCAGAAAGAGCUGCUGCCCAGCUAGCAGGGAAACUUUUGUCAUAUAACCGGAAAAACAAUGUAAACACGCACAUGCAGGAUGGGUAUAUUUAGAAGCGGAUUAACAUAUUUCACCCUUCAAUGUAUACAGACACAACCUAGAAAUAGACAUGCAAAUAGAGGGCAUUCAGACCACUGUCACUAUCUGCACUUGCUGUCAAGAACCAAAGAAUUCACGACAACUUCAAGCACCUUUUUUCAUCUGCUUCUUCUUUCAUUUGUCUGACAUUUGAAAUGUAACAAACUAUCUUGCUGCUUCUGGAUCAAGGUGAAUUAUGACUCAUCUGCAGAAUCAUGUAUUUCAGAAAGUUUGGAUUACGUACAUUCAGGUAACUUCCCUUCUCCAAGACGUCUAUUGAUGUGACUAUCUAGAUAUAUAAUUUGUUUUACUGGCUUCUCUUUCACUCUACUUUUCUGCAGUGGUGUCAGACUCUCAAUCGUCAACUUUAGCUAUUGAAGAGUGAACAAAAGUAAAUUUUUACUACAGUGUCUCCCAUUGUUGCACCUGCAGUGGUUAAUUCCUGCGGCAGAAUCUUACAGUUGCAGAGCUUACAAAGAUUAAAAUGCUUUCCUCCUG
Molecule: messenger RNA, 4250 nt
Organism: Gambusia affinis (western mosquitofish)
Lineage: Eukaryota; Metazoa; Chordata; Actinopteri; Cyprinodontiformes; Poeciliidae
Gene: wt1b
Product: WT1 transcription factor b
Exons: 9
Coding region: 341-1612 (423 amino acids)
Biological process (GO): regulation of transcription by RNA polymerase II
Cellular component (GO): nucleus
Molecular function (GO): DNA-binding transcription factor activity, RNA polymerase II-specific; RNA polymerase II cis-regulatory region sequence-specific DNA binding
Source: RefSeq, a predicted model, not a curated record